Molecule: messenger RNA, 3447 nt
Organism: Leishmania mexicana MHOM/GT/2001/U1103
Lineage: Eukaryota; Euglenozoa; Kinetoplastea; Trypanosomatida; Trypanosomatidae
Exons: 1
Coding region: 1-3447 (1148 amino acids)
Source: RefSeq, a predicted model, not a curated record
AUGGGUGUUGCACCAAGCCGUGAGACGAUCCGGCGAGGCUUUUUCAAUGUGAAUCAGGCAAACUCGUCGGCUGCCGGCAGCGGCAGCGGGGGUGGGGGUGGCAGCAGCAAGCGCCAAGACAUCAUCCUCAUCCCUCUCACAAAGGAGUACUUCCCAAGUCCCGACUGUCCGCUGUUCGUGCAGUUCCACAAGGCGCGCUGCGAUGCCGCGGUGAACUACUACUUCCGACGGCCCGGCAAUCCGGGGGACCUGAGACGUAUUCCCAACUACGCGAGCUCCUACCGAUUACCGGGAGAGGAAACGCGCGCUCAGCGGCGCCGCCGUCGUCAGCAGGAGCGGGAAGCACGCGCCACCGCUGCUGCUGCGGAGUCGGCCACAGAGAGCGGCGUAGACGCCGAUCCGCACGCUGCCAGACUAAUGCCGGAAGGGGGCCACAGCAGCAGUGAGGAGGACGACGAUGACGACGAGGAUGACUCGUACCCCUCACGUGAAGCCCUCUACCGCGGCGUCAUUGAGCACGUGGAGGAGAUGCUCUUCGACACAGACGCGGAGAUGCGGCAAGCCUAUGAGUGGGCGCUCGCGCAUCCGCACACUACCAUGGGGCCCGAUGGCAAGAAGCAGCGGAAGGUGCUGCCCGUCCUAUGCGCUGUGGCGUUCCGGUCAGACAUCAGCAAGGUGCUCAACCUGCACAACGCUGUCCCUGGUGGUGCUGCAGCGCGAACGGCAACUUCUGUGUCCUCUGCUUCCCCGCCGUCGCCAUCCUACUCCGGGAGUGGCACCUCCACGGCCAUGAACAAUAUGCAGGCUGCACUAGAGAACGGUGUGUACAUGUUUGGUUCUAUCAUCAACAUUGUCGGCUGCUUCGGCUUUGCCUCCAUGCAGGAGGACGUGGAGGAUGCACAGCGAGUGACGACGCAGGCCUCGGCCAUGGCGAACCAGGCAACCAGCCUGCUCACCCCAGGCUCCAGGCAGUCGCCCUCGCUGACAGCAGGGGGAACGUAUCACAAUGACCCGUACUCCUUCACCAGUAGUCAGGCGAGCAGUGGCGGAAUGAAGGCGACGUCGCCGAUGACCAGCAGUGGAACGCUUCUGAGGACGCGCGGGACCGGUAUGAAAGGUGGCAGCUAUCUCGCCCGCAUCGGCACCCCCGAGAAUGUCAUGACGCUGCCGCCUCCGGUGGCCGCCCCACUAGCGGCCAUGGUGUUCCUCACCAAAUCUGCCGGCGAACAGAACCUUGGACGCGUGACGUACAUUGCCGCUAGCACCUACUACUACCAGAUGAUACAGGCAGGGGUGAUCGAGCGUCAGCCCAGUGCUCGAAUGGAGGGCCCCAUCGCCUAUCAGAGCCCGGCCGCAGGCUCGGCACCCCCUCUGCCCCCCUACGGCAGUGGCGCCAACAGUGCUGCACACGUGCCUGCAGCAGAUGCACCGCCGCCGAUGUAUGGUGCUACCGCUGGCUUCGGCUCCUCUGCUUCGCCUGCCACGCCUCGGACGCUGUCCGCCGUCGCACAGGGAGCACCGCGGCCAUUCCUGCCGCCGAUGGAGACGUUCAGCUUCUCGAGCCUUCUCACCAACAUUCCGAUUCUAUCGUUCCUCUACGAAAUGAAGUGGCGCUGGGGCUACCUCGGCGUGCUCAAGGGCGGCACCCCAACGACCGGCCUGAGCUGCAACAGCAGCUUCAGUGGGACCUUGUCGAGUCAACACAUGGACAGCAUGACGGCUCGCGGCCCGGGCACCAUGAUGGGUAACCACAGCACCGGCGGCUUGUCUGCUGUUGACCGCAGCGUGGGCCAGGGCGUCACGGACGAGAUGGAGAUGUGGAUCACAGCGGACCAGAUGAUCCACGGCCGCAUCUCGAAGGACCUGGCGCAGCGUCUGUGCUGGUCCCUCGCGGAGCGUCCGGAGGUGAUGCAGGAGCGCGUGACGCAGCUGCCGAGUGAGGAGAGCGGGUACUGGCGGUACCGCGGGUUGGUGGAUCAGUCGCACCCGCCACCGGUUCCAGAGCCGGGCCGUGUGGUGACGAUUCACCCGAAAGACGUCUACGUCAUGGGCAGCGAUGUCCUGCCGGGCUUCAACGAGGGUGACAUUUUGCGCUUCGACCCAGGCUGCCUUGUGUGGUUCGCAGACCACUCGAUCCCCCUCGAGGGUGUCGUGCUGGCGGCGAUGCGACCAUACUGCAAGCAGGCACGCGAGGCGGACUCCGACGACCCGGCUUGGGUGACGCGGCUGUGCGACCGUGACGAGCUCGAGGCUCUGCACAGCGGCGAUGGAGAUGUCUGUUACCCACCCCCGCCCGCGAGUGCAGAGGAGCUGGGAGUGCUGGAGUCGUGCCCGAACAUGGUGCACAUCCAUGAACACAUUGGAAACUUCUACGUCUACCGGUUUGAGCGGGAUGGCACUACUUACUACCACGGAACAGUGCCGAACUUUGCAAACCCGAACAAGAAGAAGCAAGCCGCCCCUGGCGGCUCACUGGGCGCCUCCAUGUCAGGGUCCCACAAUGAUGCCAACGCCCCGCCAUCCACUGCAACGGUGGCGACCUCUCCUUACGCGUCCUCGAUGGCACGGCCGCCACCGACCUUGUCUGCCUCGACGACCGCUGCCAGCGCAAGCAAGCCGGCAAGCGUGCCAGUGCCCAAGACGAUUGCCAGCGCCUUGUUCUCACUGCUGCCAGCGUCACGCGCAACGGCGCAGAAGGGCAGCACCGGGACUAGCGAUGCCAGUGGUAGUGCGGUGGCGAGAGGGGGAGUCGGGGAGCGCGGCGGGCAAGCCUCUUCACAGACUGGCGCAGGCAACACGUCGGCAGCCCCAACGGCUGCGUACCUUGCCACGCCAGUGGUGUCAUCAGCUUCGUCGGAGGCCAUGAGAACUGCGCGGAGGUGGGUGCAAGCAAUAUACAGCUAUGCCUACGGUGUGCAGAACGUGCAGGCGACGCGUCGCGGCUCCAGCGCAGCAAACCUGGCUGGCGCUGCUGCAGGGCCAUCGCGUCCGCCAGUCCUGGGCGGAGUACCGACGCCCGGCGCUGCCGGAAUGAGCCACAGCGGUGGCAGCUACCCGUCGACACCGGUGCGCGGCUCGUGUGGGAUGACGCCGACCUCGAUUGGAGCGUCCGCUGGCUUCCCAAAUGUAGUUGCCGUCGAUGUAGCUGUGUGGCCGCCGCAACGGCGCAUGACCGCUGUCACAACACCGGUGUUAUGCCCGGCGGCUAGUAAUAACUCUUUCGCAACUCCUAGCACGCCAACACUUACUGCAGGCAACGGCCCAGCGGUGACCCGACAUUCCCGCUCUUCCUCGCGAAUACAGAUACCACAGACGGGCGCACCAGUUGCGAAGGAGGUCUCGCCAGCGGCGCCGUCUGGCGGUACCACAGGUACUACUGGCACCUCUGCUUCAAAGCUGGUCAAGCGCCACGUGGAUGGUGGCAGCUACGAGUGGGACUGGCGGUGA